Messenger RNA from Rhagoletis zephyria (snowberry fruit fly), 458 nucleotides. RefSeq lists its product as uncharacterized. NCBI's taxonomy places the organism in Eukaryota, Metazoa, Arthropoda, Insecta, Diptera, Tephritidae. The record is from RefSeq and is a predicted model, not a curated record.
AUUGAAAAUAAUACACAGUUCGAAAUGGGUUUUGCAAAACUUCGUCGUUUAAAACGUGGUGCGGUGCCUAACAUUUACGAAGAAAAUCUGGGGGAUUCCCAGCGUGCGGAAAGAGCUCAGCACAGGGAAAACAAAAGAAUUGUCCGCAAGUUACUUCAACAGAGUGAGACUGCCGUUGCCACUGCAGCCGUUGCGAGUGAUACUGUUGAUGCAAAUAUAUCUGAUGAAAGUGUGAAUAAUAAGGAAAAUAGCCUUACGGAAGCAAAUCUUUCCGAUAUUCCCACGACUUCAACACCUCGCAAAGUAUUUUAUUAUGACAGCAGUUUGCAGGAAGUUGAAGAGUUGGAAGCAAAAUUGUAAGUUUUUAAAAGCAAUAUAGCACUAAAAAUCUUGGUUUAUUGAACAGUUUUCUUCUUAUUACAUGCAUAGUAGAGAAACAUUAAAGCGAGAAAAUAUGA